AGAGAAACGGAAUGUGCUAGAUUAUUACGCAGAGCAUAAUGACAUGAAGCCACAAUUAAGUCCUUCUAUCCUGGCUUUUCACCUGACAAAUUUGAAACUCGUUGAACACUAAUUAUGUCGUGGCGCCGGAAUCGUGGGAAGAUCGAAGAACUUAGCAGUCAAAAGGGAGGGGCUAGCAAGCGCAAAACGCGAAGCGUUGGUUUGGGAACCAUUUUGUCCAAACAAGACGAGGAGAAACUAGUGAGGUGGGUAAACGAACUAAGGGACGAGGAUGUACCUGUUACAGCUACGAUGCUGCGUAUUCAGGCACAAGAUGUUGCUGUCCGUGCUGGCAUCACGAAGGGUCGUGGUGCUGGCAAGACCACUUUAAACAACGCCAUCAUCUAUCACUUCGCUGCAACACGUGACAAGGGCAAGUUCAACCUCCGGAACUAUCAAAAAUUGUCGAAGAUUUUGCAAGAGUAGUGAAAGCUAAAGCGACUGAGAUCGACGCAACACGUAUUUUUAAUGCGGAUCAGACAGGUUUUUUUUUUUUUUCAUCUUAUAACGCAUGCUUUGUUAUUAUUUAAUUUUUAUAUAUAUUCUGCAG
Phytophthora nicotianae INRA-310 is the source of this 589-nucleotide messenger RNA. RefSeq lists its product as hypothetical. Lineage: Eukaryota; Oomycota; Peronosporomycetes; Peronosporales; Peronosporaceae. The record is from RefSeq and is a predicted model, not a curated record. The transcript has a single exon. The coding region runs from base 115 to 465 and encodes 116 amino acids.